AUGCUUACCGAGCACAAGCAUUAUCCCAAAAUGCGCUUCAAAAUCCUCCCCCUCACUCUCACCCUCCUCACCUUCACCACAACCACCCUCGCCUGUUACCAAACCUCCCGCUGCUCCGCCCCCAACGGCCCCGACAUCGCCGUGCAAUCCAACGGGCACAACGACCCGGAGCACAACCAAGCGCAAUUCACGGUCGCUUUCAAAGACGGUCGGUACGGGCCUGACACGUUUGCGGGCAUGGUGAACCAUCUGAGGUGUGAUGUGGUUGUGAAGAUUAAGAGUCCGGCACAGAAUGAUGCGUUGCAGUGCUGGAUUGUGCCUCCGGGGGAGCAGUGUAAUUUGGAUGUUAGUAUUGCGGGGAUUUGGUGGAGGCAGAGCUGUACUUCGUAG
This is a messenger RNA of Alternaria novae-zelandiae, 390 nucleotides long. RefSeq lists its product as uncharacterized. The record is from RefSeq and is a predicted model, not a curated record. Lineage: Eukaryota; Fungi; Ascomycota; Dothideomycetes; Pleosporales; Pleosporaceae. The coding region runs from base 1 to 390 and encodes 129 amino acids. The transcript is spliced from 2 exons.